AUGUUGGUUGAGGAGCUUUCUAAUCUCUGCGGCAUUGACGGAUGCAUAUUUGUGCACGUGACAGGGUUUAUCGGAGGUAACAAGGCAUUCGAAGGAGCUCUAGCUAUGGCAAAGAAGGCGCUCGAAAUUGGAGAUGCGGAGAUUUGUGUUAACGUUGCAUUUAAAACUUCGGCGUGUACUGCUAGAAAUAAAUUCGAUCACUCGCAAUCAACUACGUUUGUAAACGAUACUAGGCAAUGGUCUCAAGAAAUUUAUGGAGAUGUAUCAGGCGCCCACGGUAAAGACGCUGUGAGAAUCGGUCUUAAUCAAUUGUCUGGCAACUGUACCUUUGGAUUGGCUACGAAUAUGGCAGACACUUUCCAGAAUUGGCCUAGUGUGGAUGGAGUGCUAGGUCUCGGCAUCGAUCAUGACGGCACCAUCCCGAGUGAUCCUUUUCUUCAGCAACUUAUCAGUAGCCAGAUCUUGGAACCAGCCAUGUUCACCGUCUAUCUAAAACAUUCACAAAUCAACACUACAACCGCAGGAUAUGUGAUUUAUGGUUCUGCACAUACUUCGCUCUGUGAAACAAUGGUCGACUACCACAACGUUUCAUCAGACACCCCCAUUCAAGUUAUGAGCAUCAUAAUGGGAACGACCUUAAUCAGCCAAACAACUAUGAUGCUAGAGCUCGUUCCUACCAUUUUGGGUCCAAGAGCUGAUGUGCAAAAGAUCGCAGAUAAAGUGGGAGCAACGUACAUGAACAAUAGAUUUGAGAUUAGUUGCGAUGCACCUUUACCAGACUUCGAGUUCUAUAUCGAUUACAGAAAGUAUACAAUCGCUUCGGAUAGGCUAAUAGUAAAGACAGCAAGUGGAUGUGCGCUCGCUAUAAACUUCGUCCAAAACGACUCCUCAGUCAUUCCGCAUUGGUAUUUUGGAGCUCCACUCUUUGAGCAAUACUGCGUCACCUUUGAUUAUGAAGGAAAGCGAUUGGGAUUUGCCCGCGUGCGAGAUGUUGACACCACCACCCUCGAGUAG
This is a messenger RNA of Cylicocyclus nassatus, 1014 nucleotides long. NCBI's taxonomy places the organism in Eukaryota, Metazoa, Nematoda, Chromadorea, Rhabditida, Strongylidae. The record is from the annotation of a GenBank genome assembly.